Gymnodraco acuticeps is the source of this 3505-nucleotide messenger RNA. RefSeq names its product E2F transcription factor 2 (gene e2f2). Bases 532 to 1869 code for a protein of 445 amino acids. Gene Ontology annotation, cellular component: RNA polymerase II transcription regulator complex. The transcript is spliced from 7 exons. The record is from RefSeq and is a predicted model, not a curated record. NCBI's taxonomy places the organism in Eukaryota, Metazoa, Chordata, Actinopteri, Perciformes, Bathydraconidae. Gene Ontology annotation, molecular function: protein dimerization activity; DNA-binding transcription factor activity, RNA polymerase II-specific; RNA polymerase II cis-regulatory region sequence-specific DNA binding. Gene Ontology annotation, biological process: regulation of transcription by RNA polymerase II.
UUUGUAUGGAGAGCGGAGCUCUGAGGUGGACGGACAGGAGUCACAGACAGGGUCGUUUCCGCAUCACAAGGACUCAAAAAUAAAUCUUAAAUCUCAAGUUGGAACCUGAUCUCUCUUAGACCUGGAAGCCUUCUUGUGCUGGACUUUAAAAAAACUGGAUGUUUGAAGUAGAUAAUUUAUUUAACAGGCAGUUUCUUUGUAACCUGUAGGGUAAGUUUCCUCUGCACUUUGUUACCGGACAAAGGAUAUUAACGACUAGCCUGCAGUAUUUACUGAAGAAUAUUGUUGAAAUAUACGCUUUAAUUAUCUGUUUAACCUAUGCAGUUUGCACUUAAUUGUCUGGGUUCUGCUGUAUAACAUUGCUGUUUGGCUCUUUUGUUAUUAUAUUGGCAGGGUAGACGUAUAUGUUCAUACAAAGCCUCUAGCAGCAGCAGCAGCUUGCUAAUUACAGGAAGCCAGUUAGCAGGGCAUCGAUCAGUGCGCUUAGCUUCCAGUUUGACCAAUACGGUUAUAUUUAGUUUACUUCGGAAAAUGAUGCGGAUGCCUAAAGGCGUCUCUCCGGCAUCAGGUCGGCCGGUAGUGGGACUGCCUUGUCCUCAGCAGAAGAUGAAGGUUUUGUCCACCGGAGGAGUGAAGACCGAGUUCUUCAGCACCGGACUCUCCAGCCCACCGAUGAGCACGGUACCAGCCGGUUAUUUCACCCAGAUCUGCAACACAGCCGUGGCCGAACAAAGAGCCAACAGCCUGUAUUCAACCCCCCACGGACCAGAGGCUAAACCCAUCAGAUCAUCCUCCGGGCGACUGCCGGCUAAAAGGAAGCUGGAUCUAGAGGACCCUCUCUACAUGCCAGAGUUCCGAACACCAAAAGGCAAAGGCAGCAUCGCAGCGAGGAUACCAAGUCCGAGGACUCCAAAGUCUCCAGGUGAGCGGACACGGUACGAUACCUCCUUGGGCCUGCUGACAAAGAAGUUUGUGGGUCUGAUCGCAGAGUCUCCUGAUGGAGUUUUAGAUCUGAACUGGGCCACGGAGGUCCUGGAGGUCCAGAAGAGACGCAUCUAUGACAUCACCAACGUACUGGAGGGAGUCCAACUCAUCAGAAAGAAGUCGAAGAACAACAUCCAGUGGCUGGUUGGAGAUGUAUUUGAGGGUGGUGCAAGUGGAGGAGAGAAGGCCUGCGCCCUGCGGAAAGAGCUUGGAGACCUGGAGAGGGUAGAAAGGUCUCUGGAUGAGCUGAUCCACUCCAGCACCGCACAGCUCAAACAACUCACAGAAUAUGAAGACAAUAAAAGGUUGGGCUAUGUGACAUAUCAAGACAUCCGCUCCAUCGGGACCCUCCGAGAUCAGACAGUCAUCGCCGUCAAGGCCCCCGCUGACACCAAACUGGAGGUGCCAGACACGGCAGGGCAGGGCUCAUUACAGAUAUAUUUAAAGAGUAAGAAUGGACCCAUUGAAGUCUACCUGUGUCCAGAGGAGGGUCUUGAAGAUGCUAGCCCAGUAAAAAGCGCUAUCACCCCUAAAAAGGAGUUCCCUCAGCCCCUCUGCCAUCCAUCAGCAACCCCAAUGGCUCCACCGUGCUACAGCGUCAAAGAGGAGCCGUCUGAAUGCAACAUUUCCACAGCUGCUUCCUGUGCUGCAGCCUCCACCGCCGCCCUGCUGGAUGUGGAGCGUCUGCUGGGUCUGCCCCCCAGCCUGAUGCAGAUGACAGAAGACCAGCUUCCUUGCACCUCUUUUGCCCCCGACCCCAACACCCCCUUUGUCAGUUUCUCUCCCCCGUUGGACCACGACGAUUACCUCUGGAGCCUGGAGGAUAGCGAGGGAGUGUCAGACUUCUUCGACACCUACGAUCUCGGAGAACUUUUGAAGAGCUGAGGUGUAGAUGAAGGAGGGUGGAGGUAAUCUGCGGGGAUUAAAGGGGAAUAUUUAAUGAAAUGCCUUCACGAGGUAGUACAUAUUACACUAUGAAGCCAUAACUCUUUGCUUUUACCAUGCCUGUUUUGAUGUCAAUGAACCCAAAGGAGGAGUUACCCCCUUUUGAUUAUUUUAUUAAAUUCUGUAUAUAUUUUUGUAAAAUUAAAUAUCAGACUGCGAGGUCUGGUUAGGUUUAGAUUGACAUGGAUGUGUAAUCUCCAACCAUUAGGAAACACUGUUUUAAAAGCAUGUAUUAACUUGAACGAACAUAGGAGUUAUUAUGCAUUUCACAUCCCCAGCGACAAAAUCUGAUGCGUCUCAUCAGGCGGUGUUUACAGUGACAACUCAGGAAUUUUUUGUUUAUUUUUGUUUCCAAAGUCUUAAGGUUUUGUGCCACUCUUUGGCCUGUAGGGGGCAGCCUUGUAUAAUGUCAGCUUUAACUGACAUGCAGCUUUACAUGAUUCAAUCACUGGAUGAGAGAGAGCUAAAGCCACCAAGAGCCAUCUAUUAAUCUUGCUGUGAAUAAUACCAGUUUUUGUAGGUGCAUAAACAAUAUCUGAUUUUGAGCUUGUGUCGCUUUGUCAGAUCAGGUUCUCUUUCUUCGCCUUAAGCUUUAUUCCUGGCCUCGUACCUGUUUGGGGCUGCAUUGUGUGCCAAAAUGUGAAAGGCAGCUUCUGACACCCAAUAAUGGAGCCAGAUCCAGAGUCAAUGACUGAUAAUGGGUUCUUUGGGACCACAUACAAUCUCUGCCUGAUCUAGAAGGCUACACUCACUCAUGUUGGUAUGGCAGCUUUCUUUCAAAUCCAGGUUCUCUAUAAAUGCGAAUUUGCUGAUUUGAAUAGAAGUUUGUAGAUUUAGUAGUGUGACACUACUAUUGUAUUUCUGAGGCAAUACCCCCAAAUAAAUCUAAUUCUGUGUUGCAGGUGUGAUAGAAGGGGGUGUUAAUGUAUGUAAUUAAGGUUUAAUUAGAGUAGCUAUUUGCUUUUGCUGUUGUUCAGAAAUGGAUGAAGUCUGCUUACUGUCUAGCAGCAACAUAAAUAAGAAAUAAUUAUUGUCUUAGCUGUUUAAAUUUCACGCCCAUAAUUGCUUUAAUGCAUGCUGGUGCAACCAUUUAAAAUUUCGUCAGAGCAGCUGUGUCUUUUAUCUGUUUACAUUAUUUUUUUUUGCAGCGUUCUAGACAUUCGGAAAUUUGAAUUUCAUGCAGAUAUAAUUGUGGCUUUCCCUCUAAACUGCAGAGAUAAGCUAAUUGUCCUGUCCUAACAAAACUUGAAACGUGUGUGUGUGUUUAUGUGUGUGUGUAUAUUUGACAGUUUGGGAAAUGGGUCUCAUGGUGUGUUUGUGAGUUUUAUGAUGUAGAUUAGUUAAUGUGAAUUCAGAAUUUGUAGUUAUUUUUUUCAAUGAGCAUUAUUUUUCUGGUAUUUGUACAUAAUUUGUUUUGUAUUUAUACCUGCAUCUUUGAAAGUUGAUACUUGCCUUUUUUAUUUUUACAGAAGGCAAAACUGUUUUUGUAUGACAUGCGGCACUUAAUAUUUUGUAAUAUUGUGUGGUCUGUUUGAAAUUAUUAAAUAAACACUGAAGCCAUUGUUUACAUUUGGAA